Molecule: messenger RNA, 1655 nt
Organism: Calypte anna (Anna's hummingbird)
Lineage: Eukaryota; Metazoa; Chordata; Aves; Apodiformes; Trochilidae
Gene: TMEM9
Product: transmembrane protein 9
Exons: 6
Coding region: 53-631 (192 amino acids)
Cellular component (GO): lysosomal membrane
Source: RefSeq, a predicted model, not a curated record
GCAGGGGCCGGGGGUGGCGAGCGUCCCUCACCGGCGCCGUCUGCAGGCUUCCAUGAUGUUUGCCCCCUGCACCUGGCCAUGUGCAAGUUCCCUGCUGCUGAUCACACUGCUCUGCUGCAUCCUUUCUCCUCCAGCACAAGCCAGCAAGAGCUCAGAGGACAUUCGCUGCAAGUGCAUCUGCCCCCCGUACAGGAACAUCAGUGGGCACAUUUACAACAAGAAUGUGUUGCAGAAGGACUGCAACUGCCUGCACGUUGUGGAGCCCAUGCCAGUGCCAGGGAAUGAUGUGGAAGCUUACUGCCUGCUCUGCGAGUGCAAGUACGAGGAACGCAGCACCACCACCAUCAAGGUGAUCAUCAUCAUUUACCUGGCUGUGGUGGGGGCUCUGCUGCUGUACAUGGCUUUCCUGGUGCUGGUGGACCCUCUGCUCCGCAAGCCUGAUGCUUACACCCAGCCCCUGCACAAUGAGGAGGAAAAUGAGGAUGCCCCUGCCUUGGCUGCAGCCCCCAGCCCAGCUGGAGCUCGGGCCCACACGGUGCUGGGGCGGGUGGAGGGGGCGCAGCAGCGCUGGAAGCGUCAGGUGCAGGAGCAGAGGAGGACGGUGUUUGACCGACACAAGAUGCUGAGCUAGGUCUCUGGGCAGCUCUGCUGCUGGAGCUGGACACCCUCAGGACAUCCGUGGGGUUGGACUGACAGCUCGAGCCCUCUCUGAUCAAGGUCUUCCUGGAGAGGCACCCAAAUGCUCACCUCUGGUUUUGUCCCCUUGCCCUCUACCUCUCAGCCCAGAGGCUCCUCAACCCUUGCCCAGUGGGAUCCAUGCUGGCCACUGGCCCUGGGGUGGGCAGCACAGCUGCCAGGGUCAGGGGCUGGCUUUAGGAGGGGCUGCAGCCCCCCUGGUGCUGGGCUCAGCUGGACCCCCACCUCAAAGAAAGAGGUCUCAGUGCACUGUUGGAAACUGCCUGGGUCCUUCUCUUCUGGUAUAAAAAUAGUGGGAUCAUUUUUGUGGGGGAUAAAUUAUGUAGCACUCCUCCAGGAUGAAGCAGCCUCCUCCUCCUCCCCCAGUCUGCACUGCUGGUAACCAAGUGUUGUGGUCCCAAGACAAGUGCAUUGCCCUGGAAAAGGAGUAGAGGGCUCCCUGCCAGGGCUCAGCUGCUGCUUGCUUCUACCCUGGUGUAAACUGAGCGAGUUUCCACUCUUCAGUGGAGUCUGCUCAGGUUUACACCAGCAAAACCGAGACUGCAGCUGCGUCCUGUGCAGGUGAGUAUCACAGAACUGAUGAGAACACUCACAAGAGACCAACAGGUAAAAGGUUGGUUGACAUCUUUUCCUGCUUUAGCAGUGGAUAAAAGCAAACUGGGGGGAAAGCUUUCUGUCUGUACCCACCUAGGUGACCUUUGAUGCUCCCACCCUGCAGUCAGGGGCGUUUGUGUUCAAGAACUGGGCUUUUUCUGUAAACACUUCUCUGGGUCUUGGGGUCUUGAAAGGGGACACUUGUGCUCCUCAGAACACUCCAAGAGCUCUGGCUGUGUUUGGGCUGCAUGAAGGGAAACUGAAAUUAUUCUACAAUGUGUAUAUUGAUCCCACUGAGAACACUGAUAAUGCCAGGAAGAUGCUGGAGUUUAUCAUGUAGCAUCUCUGUAUUAAAUGCAGACAAA